GCUUCAUGGAGGUGCAGGGGCUGGAACUCUUCCGGAUCUUUUCCCUUACAAUUUUUGGACCGCUCAGUUGGACAGAUGGGAUGUUUCAGGAAUGUCAGAUAGAGUGAGUUCAUAGUAUACCUAAGGGAGGAUUGACAAAUCUUAAAUAGUAUCCAUCUGUUUUAGUAAUAAUUUACAGUAGGCUAGUACUUUGUUCAAUAAUAAUAAUAAUAAAUGCAUUAAGCUGGUUUGUUGAAUUGCUGCACUGUAUAGCUGUUAACAAGAGUGUUAUUUCUGUUGUUUUUAAUCUGUUUAUGACAUAGCUUACAAGUUUGGGUAAUUUUGCAUCAACUUUUGUUAAAACAAGGUUGCAAUGAGAAGUUCUUGAAUGUAAAACAUUUAAAAGCAAUUUUAAAUUAGCAUUUUGAAAAUUGUCCUGACCACAGUAGAGCUAAAAUGAUGAUCUAUGCAUAAAAUAGGAUGUUCAGGCUCUUUUUCACUGUCUCAACACUUCACUCGUUCUAGUCAGUGUUGACUGCAUGUGUUACUUAUUGGUGGAUAAAGUGUUCCUGGAGGUUAACCUAACCCUGCAUUAGUGGCACCGCCACAGUAACCACCUCCAGAUGUGCUCUCCGGCCCCAUCUCACACUUUAUUUACAACCAGCCCUAUCGUGACAUCACUCCCAUCCUCACGCCUUCCUUUAGUCUUUGCUCCUUCAAGUUAAUACUUAAUCCUUGUGACCCUUAAUCACAAGCUAGUCAGGUUUACAGGAGCGGACCUGCCUCAGUCUUGGGGAGAGUUUUCAACUUCCAAGUUCAGGCAAGAAACAACCAGCAAGAUGUCGAAAAAUUCUCUUAUGUCCAAGACGCUUGCUGCUGUUUUUGCCAUUUUGACGCUUUCUGUUAUUGGGAGUCUGGUGACAAUGGUUAUAGUCUACAAUAUUCAGUUACAAAAGCUGAAGCCAACACCACCACCAACGGCCCCAGUCACCACGCUGGCGCCACCACCAGAGAUGCGCCUCAGAGAGGACGUCCUACCCAGAAGCUACCAGGUCUUCAUCCAUAUUCCUCUCUACACCAGGAUCAUUGAAGAGGUUAAUGUAACCAGUCCCAACCAAACAUUUCUUUUUGAUGGGAAUGUCACUGUCCAUUUGGAAUGUGUCCAGAAAACCAAGACCAUCUUCCUUCAUAGCCGCAACCAGAAAGUUUUUAAACCAAUGGUGCACGACCUAAAUUCAAAUAAGCAGUUGGAAGUUAGGGACUAUACAUUGCACGAUGAUCAAUCUGAAUUUCUGGAGAUCAUAUUAAACGAUGCACUGGAGGUUGGAGGAAAUUAUAGUUUGUUCUUGGCAUUUAAGGGAGAAAUAAGCGACUCUCUCCAUGGACUGUUUUUGAGCUCAUACCAGGAGGGCACACCAGCACACGAAGAGGACACCAAUGUGUACAGAUAUAUGGUUGCCACCAACAUGCAGCCAACCGACACCCGGAAAGUGUUCCCCUGUUUUGAUGAACCCGCCAUGAAGGCCCGCUUUAACUUGACCAUUAUUCACAGAAGGGACACCACAGCUCUGUCUAAUCAGGAUGUAGCAGAUUCAAAUAUAAUAGACGAUGAGUGGCAGUAUACACGCUUCCAGCCCACAGAGGUGAUGUCCCCCUACCUGUUCGCCUUCACUGUGUCAGAGUUCAAAGCAAAAGACACUUAUCCUCCAAGCAAAAUCAAGACAUACGCACGCCCUGAGGCCGUUGAUGCAGGGCACACGGCUUAUGCAGACAGCAUCACCGGGAAUAUUCUCCACUUCUACCAAAACUAUUUCGACAUCCGUUACACCCAGAAGCUUGACCAGAUAGCCAUGCCGGACCUGGCCCCGUUGGGGAUGGAGAACUGGGGCUUGGUGACGUACCAAGAGUGGGCACUGCUAUACGAGGAGGGUGUGUCCUCUCACCUGCACAAGGAAAUGAUCGCGAGUUUGAUUGCACAUGAGUUGGCUCACCAGUGGUUUGGAAACAUGGUGACAAUGAAGUGGUGGAAUGAGCUGUGGCUCAAUGAGGGCUUCGCCAAUUACAUGUCCUAUCUGGCUGUAGACAAGGUCGCACCUGCCUUUAAAAUGAGUGACAAAUUUAUUGCUAAUGAACUACAUUCAGCAUUUGAAGCAGAUGCCCUGACCUCAUCACACCCCCUGACCCUCCCUGCAGCAGAGGUCCAGACCCCAGACGAGAUCAUGGAGAUGUUUGAUCGUAUCACAUACAGCAAGGGGGCUGUAGUGCUGAAAAUGUUGGCGGAUGUGUUGGGAGAAAGCGUGUUCCAAAAGGGCAUUAAAAUUUAUCUGGAACGCUUCAGGCUGAAAAACACUGAUCAAUAUGACCUCUGGGAUGCCAUGCAAAUGUCCGAGUCUGAAUCAGGUGGUUUUGUGGACGUUAAGACUCUGAUGGACACAUGGACCAAUCAGAUUGGAUACCCGGUCAUUACCAUCAACACCAACAGCGGAGAGGUCUACCAGAAGCAGUUCCUGUUGAAUGACACUUCUGAAUCAAACCUCUUAUGGGAAAUCCCUGUUAGAGUAAAAUCUGGCUCCGGUCAAUCAGCUCUGGAGUGGAUAUUGUUUGAAAAAGUCCAAAAGGACACAUUCAUAUCAAAGAAAGGAGAGUGGAUAUUGGCCAACGUGAACUGUACUGGAUACUACAGAGUCAAUUAUGAUCUAACAAACUGGCAGCGACUACUGAAUGAGAUCGAGACCAACCCUGGCGGCAUCCCACUGUUAAACAGGGGGCAGCUUAUUGAUGAUGCUUUUAACUUGGCAAGGGCACAGUUGGUCAGUGUGUCUCUGGCUCUGAACUCCACUCGUUUCCUGUCCAAUGAAACGGAGUAUAUUCCCUGGCAGUUUGCAGAGAAAAACCUGGACUACUUUGUCCUGAUGUUCGAUCGCUCCGAGGUCUACGGGCCCAUGCAGAAGUAUCUUCAGAAUCAAGUCACAGCGCUGUACAAUUACUACAAAAACUACACAGACAAUUCAACUGUCCCACCUGACCCCACCUCACAGAGCAGCCAGAUACUUGCCGUCAAACUGGCCUGUUCCAAUGGUCUCCCUGAAUGUGUGAACAUGGCCAAAAGUAUGUUCAAACUCUGGAUGACCAACAACACUAACAGGAUUCAUCCAAACCUGCGCUCGGUCAUCUACUGCCAGGCUUUAGCCGCUGGGGGCCUGGAGGAGUGGGAGUUUGCCUGGGACAGGUUCCAGAACACCAGUGACAUCUCCGAAAAGGACCACCUCAGAGAGGCACUUGCUUGCACAAAGAAAAUCUGGCUCCUCAACAGAUACCUGGAUUACACCUUGAACCCUGACAAGAUCCGUCUGAUGGACGUGUCUUCUGUAAUCACCUCCAUUGCCUACAAUGAGGCGGGACAUGCCCUGGCAUGGAAUUUCAUUAGAGCCAAUUGGAAUUAUAUCAGCAAACUGUACGCUGGAGAAGUGAUUACUGAGAUCACCCAAAGAUUCUCCACACCAUUUGAACUGCAGGAGUUGGAACGUUUUUCCACAACGUAUGAUCUGGGUUACCUCUCUCGAGUGGUGCAAAGGGCUAUCGAGCAGACGAAGGUGAACAUUCAGUGGGUCAAAGAAAACAGAGAGACAGUUCUGAACUGGUUCUUGGCAGAGAUCAGUUAGCACAUUUUUAGGCUGCAUUCACACUUGAAAACUGUGACUAAACUGAGAAUUAAAUAUGUACAGACCAGGACUAGAACAUGACUGGAACAGGAUCAAACCAAGUCUACAAUAGAACUAAAUCACCCAAACCAGAACCAAACCAAGCAAGUGUGAACAAAGCCCUAAACCAAAAUGUCUCAGUAUCCACACAAUGAAUUCAUUUUCAUUAUUUACAAAUAAAAUAAACCAGAUUUUAUUUUUUCAUACCCACCAAAGAAUAUUAAUGUAUAUACAUAUGUGCCUUAUUUAUACAUGUUUACAUUUAUGAAAUGUAAAAUAAUGCUAAAUUGUUUGUCAUUAAAAUCACUUUAAUUACA
Messenger RNA from Periophthalmus magnuspinnatus, 3997 nucleotides. RefSeq names its product alanyl (membrane) aminopeptidase-like b (gene anpeplb). NCBI's taxonomy places the organism in Eukaryota, Metazoa, Chordata, Actinopteri, Gobiiformes, Gobiidae. Gene Ontology annotation, molecular function: peptide binding; zinc ion binding; metalloaminopeptidase activity. The transcript is spliced from 20 exons. The record is from RefSeq and is a predicted model, not a curated record. Gene Ontology annotation, cellular component: cytoplasm. The coding region runs from base 819 to 3641 and encodes 940 amino acids. Gene Ontology annotation, biological process: peptide catabolic process; proteolysis.